Messenger RNA from Rubroshorea leprosula, 1061 nucleotides. The record is from the annotation of a GenBank genome assembly. NCBI's taxonomy places the organism in Eukaryota, Viridiplantae, Streptophyta, Magnoliopsida, Malvales, Dipterocarpaceae.
GAUAACACUUUCUGGAUCUGUAGCACUCCAUUACUGUGCAAAAUUUCCACAAUACUUCUCAAGAUCGUCUUCCUCUCUUCCCAUUCGAUAUUCAACAACUGUACAAGGAUGCCUCCUCCGAGCUCACUUAAACAAGAAUUCCUGAAGAAAUGGAUGAUGGGUCUUCAUAUAUGCAGCUCUUCGAAAAAGAACAUGAGUAUUUUAGAGAGAAAGAAGGCUAUUAAGCUAUCUGCAGACAUAGCCUUGGCGUCUGCCAGAAACGGCACCACCUGCUGGAGUCAAGCUAUCAUUGUCAAUGCUUCUCAAGAUGACCAGGAUAAAAUCCUUGUCCAGCAUGUUUUGGGUAGGGAGUCCGAGAGAUUAAUGAAGAAGGGUUCGGUCCUGCCAUUGACAAGCAACAAGAGGAUUAGGAGCAGGAAGAUCUUGAGAAGAAGCUGCGGAUCGAUCCGAAGAAGGGCAAGAAAGACUAUUGCUACUUCACCUCCAAAAGUUGUUGCAAUUUCUAUUGCGAAGAAGUUGAUUAGGAAAAGAACACAGUUGUUGAAGAGACUGGUUCCCGGUGGCAAAUUCAUCAUGGAUGAAAUCUCUUUGAUUGAAGAAACUCUAGAUUAUAUCAUUUCUCUUCAAGCUCAGGUGGAUGUAAUGCGCAGUCUCGCCAAUGCUAGCUAAGCAACUCGAAUUAAGAGCAUCAAUGGUAUAUGUUAUUCUUUGUGCAUAUUUUUGGCUAAGAAACGAGGGGAGUGGUUUUGUUUUAUUGAAGUAUGGGAAGAGAGAUGAUGAAAGGCUCCUGCUUUGGCAAUUGAAAGCCUGAAAUUGCUCGCCCGUGCACACAAUAUUGCUCUUUUCCGGUUUCCCCACCCUGCAAAUGCUCUCUAUGUUAGGAUGUUGACAAGAGGAAAAGUUUGAAGCUCCUGCAGGUUAUGGAAACUCUUCUUAUUGUAAUAUACAUAAAUGUUCUAUAUGCACACGUCUAUGAGUAAAAGAUGUGUGUACAUACUACCUAUGAUUGGAAGCUGGAAUAAAUUAAGAAAAUGGGAGUUUCUCAGUGAGUUCUUUUAUCA